AAAUUAUAAAAAAAACAUAAUUUAUAUUAAAAUGCAUAAAAUUUUAUAAAGGAUGAAUAAUAAAGUCUAUAAGAAUUAUCCUGCAUAUAAAAUGUCAUUCAUAACCUCACAUUUAAGCGUUAAAACAGCGUAAAUAAUAAUAGAUUAAAAAUUGAUAAAUAUUAAAAAUGAGUCAUUUCAACUUUAAAACUCUAAUAAAAUUAUUAUGUAUUUUUACUUGUAUAAUUGCCGUACAAAACUCCGAGAAUCACAGUACAAGUUUGAUUCCUGAACAAGAUGAUCCUUUACUGCUUCUAUUAACAUUAAGUGGAUCAUUUGUAGCAGUAGGUCAACGAUCAGGUGAAAUUCGUUGGCGUCAGGAUAACGAGCCUGUUGUAAAAGUUCCAUAUGAUGUUAGACAAUCAAUGGCACCAAUGUUUUUACCUGAUCCAAAAGAUGGAUCAUUAUAUCUUUACGGUGCAGAAUUUGAAGUGUUAAAAAAAUUACCCUUUACAAUACCACAGCUUGUUGCUAGUAGUCCUUGUAGAAGUAGCGAUGGUAUUCUUUACACUGGUCGGAAAAUAGAUACUUGGUUUAGUAUUGAUCCGGUAACUGGUGAAAGAGAACAACUUCUUGGAUUCGAAGAAGCAGAAAAUACUUGUCCUUUAGAGACACAAGAUGCCAUUUUUGUUGGACGCACAGAGUAUAAUAUUAUUAUGGUGGAUAGUAAAAGAAAGGAAAGAAAAUGGAAUAUAACUUUUUACGAUUAUUCGACAGUAAAAAAAGAUGGAGAAGGCACCGAUUAUGAUUUUGUUCAUUUUACAACAAGUUCUACCGGCCGUAUUGUUACAUUAGAUCCAAGGCUUGGUGUUAUUUUAUGGGAAUCUGAUUUAGAAAGUCCUAUUAUUGCAAUUUAUACUGUAAAUACGGAAGGUUUAGUAAAUGUUCCAUUUACAAGUGUUUCAGAUGACACAUUAGAUAAUUUAUUACAAAGAUUCACAUUAAAGCCAAGUGAUAUUCAAUUAUUUCCUACUUUAUAUGUUGGUGAACACAGACACGGUUUAUAUGCUUUACCAUCAUUAGUAGAUUCUUCUACAGCUACAAUAUCCAGUCAUACUGGACAUUUAAUGCUUGAAGGCCCUCGAAUUAUUCCCCAAGCUACCAAUAACGACAAUAAACCUGUUAAUGAUGAAUCUAUAUCUACCGAUGAUUUAGAUGAAGAAAUGAAAAUAAAUAAAAAUUCUGGAGAGAAUAAUUUGAUAGUUUUGGGACAUUAUAAAGUCCCAACUGAAUAUAAACCUUCAAAUCAACCGCUUCAAAUAACAGGAAGAUCAGAUCCUAUUAUUCAAUCAACAGAUAAAUUAGUUAAUGUUUCACAAAAAAUGACAAUUGUGGUUCAAACUGGUGAAGAGAAAAUAAAUACCAGUAUGCAGCAUAAAAGUUGGCGUAAGACUUUUGGAAAUGCUUACAAUAGUACAAAACGUUGGUUAAAUCAGCAAGAAAAUAAGGGACUUAAAUUGGCAUUAAUUAUUCUUGUUGGUUGUGUAAUUGCUAUGUUUUGGUAUUUUAAUGCACAAUUUAAAGAAUUUCAGCAAAUGUCUCAAGGCUCUAGAGAAAAUAGUAGAACAAGUAGCUACAGUGGAAAAAAUGGAAUUACUGCUAUACCUGAAGAUAUUGGAGAAGGAGCGGUAAAAGUUGGAAAAAUUAUUUUUAAUAUUGAUAAAGUAUUAGGUAAAGGAUGUGAAGGUACUUUUGUUUAUAAAGGAGAAUUUGAUGGUAGAUCUGUUGCCGUUAAAAGACUUCUCCCAGAUUGUUUUACAUUUGCUGACAGAGAAGUAGCCCUUUUAAGAGAAUCUGAUGCUCAUGCUAACGUUGUUAGAUAUUUUUGUACAGAACAAGAUAGAAUGUUUAGAUAUAUUGCUCUAGAAUUAGCUCAAGCAACUCUUCAAGAUUAUGUAGCAGGACGAUAUGAUCGGCAGACGAUCUCAGUUAAAAAUAUUUUACUUCAAGCAACCUCUGGACUUGCUCAUUUACAUUCUCUUGAUAUAGUUCAUAGAGACAUCAAGCCUCAUAAUGUUCUAAUAUCGAUGCCAGGACCUCGAGGGGAGGUCAGAGCAAUGAUAUCGGAUUUUGGUUUGUGUAAAAAAUUACAGCUUGGUCGUAUGUCUUUUUCACGAAGAUCUGGCGUGACUGGUACAGAUGGGUGGAUUGCACCUGAAAUGUUAAAUGGAGAAAGAACAACAUGUGCAGUUGAUAUAUUUUCUCUUGGCUGUGUUUUUUACUAUGUUCUGUCAAAUGGAAAACAUCCAUUUGGAGAUAGUUUAAGAAGACAAGCAAAUAUUCUUUGUGGAGAAAAUGAUUUAACAGCUAUACAGGAUAUUCCUGAUAGUGAUAAAGAACUUGCUUUGAUUUUAAUAAAAGCUAUGAUUGAUAAAAAUCCUACAAAUCGUCCACCUGCUAUAGCUAUUCAGAAUUAUCCUUUCUUUUGGAAUUCAUCACGUAUUUUAAAUUUUUUCCAAGAUGUAAGUGAUAGAGUAGAAAAAGAUGAAGCUGAUAGUCCCGCAUUAAUGGCAUUAGAAACUGGUGGAUCACGUAUUGUUCAAACAGAUUGGCGAAGUUGUAUCGAUUAUGAGGUCGCUAAUGAUCUUAGAAAAUAUAGAAGUUAUAGAGGAGAAAGUGUCCGUGAUCUCCUUCGUGCCUUAAGAAAUAAAAAACAUCAUUAUCGAGAGUUAACACCAGAAGCUCAAGCAAGUCUUGGUGAAAUUCCUGAAAAAUUUACAGAGUAUUGGCUAUCAAGAUUUCCACAUUUAUUGUCGCACAGUUGGUGUGUAAUGCAACGAUUUCGAAGAGAACCAGCUUUUCGAGAUUAUUAUCAUUUUGAUUAUGAAUUUACUACUUAUUUUGCUUAUAAUAUGGUUAUAAAUAUAUCAUGUAACAUUCAUCACAAUAACAUUAACUCUAAUGGUAAUGCUGUUGAAGUAAAAUCGUCAACGACUUCUUGGAGAACUCGGGAAACAAUUGAUUGGAGUCCUAAUCGUACCAGAUAUCGUGGAAAUAAAAAAAAAUAUGAUAAAAAGAGAACUGAAGGACCAAUAACGUGGACUCUACCAUCCAAUAGUUAAAAACUUGACUUCCACUUUUAUAUUAGAAAAUAUUAUCAAGCGGAAGUAAAGUUAAAAAUUUGUUUUAUCAACGACAAAACUUGUGAUAUUUUUUUAUAAUCAUCCUAAACGUUCAAAUUUUCAUACUUGAAUUCACUUUAAUCAUAAUUAAUAUAAAUUUUCGUCUAUUUAUCAUAUUGCGAUAUAAUUAUUCAUGUA
Molecule: messenger RNA, 3299 nt
Organism: Chelonus insularis
Lineage: Eukaryota; Metazoa; Arthropoda; Insecta; Hymenoptera; Braconidae
Gene: Ire1
Product: serine/threonine-protein kinase/endoribonuclease Ire1
Exons: 5
Coding region: 168-3101 (977 amino acids)
Biological process (GO): intrinsic apoptotic signaling pathway in response to endoplasmic reticulum stress; IRE1-mediated unfolded protein response; protein phosphorylation
Cellular component (GO): IRE1-TRAF2-ASK1 complex
Molecular function (GO): RNA endonuclease activity; ATP binding; protein serine/threonine kinase activity
Source: RefSeq, a predicted model, not a curated record